CACUUGCAUCACAAACUCCAAGUACCUCCCUAACAUCUAAUUUACCUGUUUCCAAACCUUCACAACCAACUACCGUUAUGGUGCAUAGUGGAAUUAAACCAGAAUUAUACACAGAAGAACGACAUCUACUUGUGCAGUCUGGUUUGAAAGCAGAUAAUAAUAAAAAAAUAAUACCCCAGGGAGUUCCAUGUCACAGAUGCUGCAAAACCUUUUCAGAUAACCGUAGUUUACAACGGCACAUGCUUGUGCAUCGUGGAUUCCGGCCAUAUCGUUGCACUUAUUGUCCAAAAGCCUUUAUGCUAAAUGGUGAUCUGAAACGUCAUCUUAGAAUUCACAAUGGUGAGAGACCCUUUGCUUGUGAAGUUUGUGGACGGCGAUUCACUUUAAAAGGAAACCUAAUGCAACAUUUCCGAACUCAUACACCAGAGAAACAGUUUACUUGCACAAUUUGCCGCAAAAACUAUGCACAAAAAGAUAGCCUUCAUCGUCAUAUUCGGGCACACUUUGGUGAAAAACCUUAUGAAUGUUCAACUUGUGGUAAGAGGUUUAGCUUGAAAGGAGAUUUGAGCAGACAUAUUUUAAUUCAUAGUGGGCUGAAACCUCAUGCAUGUAUAGUUUGUGGAAGAAAAUUUGCUCUUAAAGGAAAUCUGACCCAACAUUUAAGAACUCACAACAGGGAAAAGCCUUCAGGCAAGAACACUGGUAAAGGACCUGGUUUGGGAAAACAAAAUGCAGCACCUUUUGAGGCAUUUCAGAGUUUAGCUAAUGUUUAUGGUAUAGCUUAUGGUGGAGUGCAACAACAAAGCACUUACUCUAGUGUACAAUCUAUUUCUGCUCAGUUAGAGAUACCAGCAGUUAACUUAUCUACUUCUCUUUCUACAUCUCAUGCUCAAACUUCUUCAAGUGGGUCACAUUUUAAUCCAGCUCAGUCACCACCAGAAAGGGGUUUUUCCUUUUGUUCUGAAUGUUCUAAAACAUUUUCUACAGUGGCUAAAUUACGUGAGCAUGUGAAAAUGACACAUGAGCAGUCAAAACCUCCUGGACUUAAUACACAGGUGUGUAAUUACUGUGGAAAGGAAUUUUCAAUAAAAGCUGAGUUAGUUCGUCACAUGAGUUCUCAUUGUGUUGAAAAACCUUAUGGAUGUCAGUUCUGUUCAAAAACAUUUACAUUGAAGGGAAAUUUGCAUCAACAUCUCACCACUCACCGAUUAGGUAAAUCUUUCUUCUGUUCAAUGUGUGAUAAACCUUUUGGAAAUCAAAGGAACCUGAAACUACACAUGAAGCGUCAUGAGACUGCUCGGGCUAAUUUUGCUUGUACAAACUGUGGCCGUGCUUUUUUAGCAAAGUCAGACCACUUUUUCCAUCACUGUAAAGUGGAAGAGAGAUGUGAAGCAAAAAUUAACAGUGCUGUUUCACAAGCUGGCUUCUCUACAGCUAAAAACAUAAUAUCAUCUAAUGCAGAGAAUGAUCAACUGUCAGGUUUACCUGCAUUUUCUUCAACUUCUCCUCUUUCACUGUCCCCUCCAGUAUCAAGUUAUGGAAGUACUUUAAAGAGUAACAGUCAAGCUCUUGAAGCAGCCAAGUCUGAAGCAAUGGAAAAUUCUCAGUGCAUGAUUUCUACGUGUUCAGCCAUACAAUCAGAAAAUGUCACCAUACCAACAAAUGCACCUGCAAAUGGAUUACAGUCAUUCAUGGGUCCAAUUUAUCGGCACCUGUAUUUUAACAGUAGUUAUCAAGGCACCAGGAGAAAGACAGUUUGCCCAUGGUGGUUCAGUCUUCAGUUCAAGAUAACUUUAAUAAUGAUAUAGAAAAGGAUCAGUCAAGAUUAUCAUCAGCAACAUCAAGCGUCUAAUACAGCUUAUCAUAUGCCAACCUGCAAUAUGUGUGUAACUCUUGUAUCAGAAUUAACAAGUAACAGUUGAUGAUCACAAUCAUGUACUAUUUUUAGACAUGAAUCAUUUGUAAGUAUGUGUAAUUUGUUUAGAUUGAUCUGUAAAAUUGGCCUUUCUUUCACUGUUAAGUGUUUAUUCAUAUAUACUGUAUGAAUAAUGUACUGUAUACUGUAGUUGGACAUAUCUGUAGUAUUCCCUGUCUAUAUUCUGCUUGUAAAGUGUCUGUGGAAAGGAUUCUUAUU
Molecule: messenger RNA, 2134 nt
Organism: Limulus polyphemus (Atlantic horseshoe crab)
Lineage: Eukaryota; Metazoa; Arthropoda; Merostomata; Xiphosura; Limulidae
Product: gastrula zinc finger protein XlCGF57.1-like
Exons: 2
Coding region: 78-1808 (576 amino acids)
Biological process (GO): regulation of transcription by RNA polymerase II
Molecular function (GO): RNA polymerase II cis-regulatory region sequence-specific DNA binding; DNA-binding transcription factor activity
Source: RefSeq, a predicted model, not a curated record